Kogia breviceps (pygmy sperm whale) is the source of this 1860-nucleotide messenger RNA. Lineage: Eukaryota; Metazoa; Chordata; Mammalia; Artiodactyla; Physeteridae. The record is from RefSeq and is a predicted model, not a curated record.
AUGGCCCUGAUCCGGCGCCCGUGUUGCCCGGUGUCUGCUCCCCGGGGGCCCAGGCUCAUCAGCUGGCCGGCCUCGAUCAGGCGGGCUCAGAGGGCAUCCCUGGGAGGCCACGACGGUCGCAGGAAACCCCAGGUGCAGCCCACAGGGCUAGGAGCCGCCUCCCCAGACUCGCUGGCCAUCCAGACAAGACGCUCACCAGCCACAGACGAUCCUAACCCAACUGCCACAGGAGCCCCUGGCUCAGCCCGCACGCACUGGGCACCUCAGCCCCCGCCAGCGUGCUCGGAGGAGCCUGGGCCGCCCAAGCUUGCCUGGGGCGUCCUCCCGGGCUUCGGGCCCCGGGUGCGGGGCGGUGCUGACGCGGGCGCCCCGCGGAGGCCGUGGCCCCGUCGUGGCGGCUUCGCGACGCGGCUGCGGGCGGCCGCUCCUGCACAGCCGGGACGCGGCCCCUCUUCCGGGGGCCCGUGCACGUCCGCACCUCCGCCGCGCUGGCCGCCCCCUCCCCGCGGGAAGCCAGGAGAGAGGAGCCAGCCGGCGACGGGGCCCGCACCCCCGGAGCGCCCCGAGGCCCCGACAGGGCCAACCGCGGAGGACCAAGCAGCCACCACCAUCCAGCGAGCCUUCCGGAAGCUCCUGGCGAGAACGGAGCAGGCCCGCCGUGAGCAGGACCACCAGGACUACCUGGAGCUGAUGGAGAAGCUGCAGAGGGAGGCCUUCGUGGCCCUGUUGCGGCGGGAGCAGGAGGCGGCCCGGCGGCAGUAGGAAGAAGCGGCGGCGGCCGAGCGGCGGCGGCAGGAGGAGCGGCAGCGCGCAGCGCGCCUACUGGAGGCGGCCUUCGACGGGAACCUGGGCGAGAUCCAGGCGGUCCUGCGGGAGGGGGGCGGCGGGCCCUGAGCUCGCGGCGCCGCUGACCGCCGCCCGGCGCAGGUGGACGCGCUACUGAACCGCGAAGCAGCGGCGGGCGGGCAGUCCCUGGCCAUCCAGCUGCUAGCCAAGCAGGGCGCCAGUCGCAACAGCAAGGGCGCCUUCGGCCGGACGCCGCUGUACCGAGCGGCCUUUGGGGGAAACCUGGAAGCCGUGGAGUUGCUUCUGAAGCUCGGAGGUGACCCCCGGGUGUAUGCGGACGACGGAAGCACCCCCGAGCAGGAGGCCUCGCUGGACGCGGUGGUCAGCAUGCUGCAGUCCUGGGACCUGAGCCUCACAGAUGCCAUGCUCCAGAACAUGGAGGCCCAGCGGCAGCGCCGGGGCCAGGAAACCAAGCAGCACAGGGAGGCGGAGGCCAAGUGGUUGCAACAGCUGCCCAAGGAGCAGCAAGUGUCACCAACAGGUGUGCAGCCCGCCCCCCGGAAGGAGCCGGCCAUCAAGGACGCGGAGGCCCAAGUGGACAGGCUCCGGUAGGAGGCCCAAAAGGCGGAGGAGACGCUGGCCCUGGCCAGGCUGGAGCGCGGGGGGCGGGCCCAGGAGGGGGAGGAGGCACCCGGGCUGAAGUGUCAGGUCACCGAGCUCCACAACAUGCUGUUGAAGGACGUGGGUGAUCGCAUCCGCGCUGACGGCAGGUAGCCUCUUGUCAUCGACCCUUCAGGCCAGGGCACCUUGCUGCGCUACCAGGACACCAACUAUGUGGACGCCGUGAACCCAGACCACCUGAGGCCGGAGAGGAUCAGGCUGGCGCUGCCGGGGGCGCUCGGGUUCGGGAAGCCGCGGGUGUCCAACCUGCGUGAAGUGGACCUGUUCCCAGCGGUGCAGCAGCAGCUGGAGGCGGUGCAGCCGGGCCUGGUGCAGGAUCUGCUGGGCCGCGGGCUGCUGGAGCGGGAGAGGUACCUGCCGCUGGCCGAAGGCCCGAGGCGCCGGGUCCGCUAA